Adineta steineri is the source of this 729-nucleotide messenger RNA. The record is from the annotation of a GenBank genome assembly. Lineage: Eukaryota; Metazoa; Rotifera; Eurotatoria; Adinetida; Adinetidae.
AUGACUACAAAUUUAUCUGUUGAUCAAAUUAAUCGAUUGUUGGAUAGAGCCAAUGAAAAAGAUGAAAAUAUACAUAUUAGUCGAUCAAUUGGAUCUACAAUUGAAUUUCUUGAUGUUUUAGUAAAUAAUAAUCAUGGACAAUUACAUACUUCAGUAUAUCAUAAACCAGCAGCAGAACCAUAUAUUGUUCCAUUUUUAUCAGAUCAUCCACGUUAUAUUCAUCGUAAUACAAUUAAAGGUGCUCUUUUUCGAGCAGUUCGUCUAUGUUCAAACGUAGAAGAUUUUGACAAUGAACGAUUAAAUAUUGAACUUAUGUUAUUAUUGAAUGGUUAUCCACCAAAAUUUGUUUCCUAUCAUUUUAAAAAAUUCUUUGAACAACAUAACAUGAUGUCAUUGAUGAACGAAUUGAAUGAUGAUAUCUAUCGAGAGUUACAUCGUAAAUUAAUUAUUCAACCAACAUAUCGAGAAAGAGAAAGAGAAAGAGAACGACAAGUUUAUAAUAAAAAAGAGAUUCGUGUUCUUUUUACUUUCGAAAGUGGUCCGAAGUUACAAUUAAAGCGUGAACUUUAUCGUUUAUGGAAGAAAUAUUAUAUCUACGAAGGAUCAUUAGUCAAUGAUGUUAAACUAAAGUUUAGUACCAAAAGCAACAAAUCUCUCAAUCAACUACUAGUUAAAAAGAAACCACCACGAUCCAUGUUAGUUACUAAUCAUACAACAACAUCUACAUAA